Cotesia congregata is the source of this 522-nucleotide messenger RNA. Lineage: Eukaryota; Metazoa; Arthropoda; Insecta; Hymenoptera; Braconidae. The record is from the annotation of a GenBank genome assembly.
AUAAAAAUGGUUAAAUUAUAUGCUCUAACAAUACUGUACAAAGGUCCAACAUCAGCGACAGCUUUAAAAUCUGUUUAUGACGUUGAUUCAUUUUCCUAUUUUCAACGUGGAAGUGUCAAAGAAUUUAUGGGAUUUGUGAGUAAGACAAUAACUGAGAGAACUCAAAUUGCAUCACGACAAAGUGUUAAAGAAGGAGAAUAUAUGUGUCAUGUUUACGUAAGAGGUGACAGUUUAGCUGGCGUUUUAAUUUCGGAUCAUGAAUAUCCGAACAGAGUGUCACAUACACUUAUUACCAAAGUAUUAGAUGAAUUUGCAGCAAAGUAUCCUUCUAAUUCAUGGCCAACAUUGAAUGAACCGACUUGUGAUUUUCCACAAGCUAAUCACAGCACUUUAGAAGCAGUAUUACAAAGAGGUGAAAAAUUGGAUGAUUUAGUUCAAAAAUCAGAAGGUCUGAGUAUACAAUCUAAAGCAUUUUAUAAAACUGCACGUAAAACUAAUUCUUGUUGCAGUUUGACAGCUUAA